This is a messenger RNA of Ananas comosus (pineapple), 1895 nucleotides long. RefSeq names its product floricaula/leafy homolog 2. Gene Ontology annotation, biological process: regulation of DNA-templated transcription. The coding region runs from base 1 to 1101 and encodes 366 amino acids. The record is from RefSeq and is a predicted model, not a curated record. NCBI's taxonomy places the organism in Eukaryota, Viridiplantae, Streptophyta, Magnoliopsida, Poales, Bromeliaceae. Gene Ontology annotation, molecular function: DNA binding. The transcript has 4 exons.
AUGACGGAAUCCCGGAGCUCGACGACAAAUGAUGGCGCCCUCGCCCGACCUCUUUACCGCGCGACCUCCUCUCCUCGCGCGAAGCGAUACGGCCUGAAGGCCGGCCCUUCGGCGCCGGCGCCGGCAGGCAUCCACUCGCACCUGCGGCAGCACCGUCCUCAUCCACCAUCACCACACCACUUCAACCCAACUCCUCCAUCGCUCUUGUUCCUCUCCCUCCUCGAUUGUCUCCUCCUGCUCCCACCUGCCCUCCUCCUAUGCCUCCUCCUCCUCUCUCUCCUCACCGACUUUGUGCACACCACCACCCACGCACCCUGCGCGACAUUUCUAACCCUGGGUUGUCGAGAGGAGCGGGUGCAGCUGCAGCAGCAUCCAGCAGAGUCAGCAGCAGCAGCAGAGCAGUCGAGGGAGCGGCGGGAGCGUCGGCGGACCACACCGCCGAAGCCUUGGUCGGCCGGGGGCAAGAAGAGGGCCGCCCCGGCCGCGCCGCGCCGCGCGCCGCUGCCUGCGUUCGGCUCCGGGGCCAAUGCACAGAAGGCAGCUGCUCGAAGACAAAGCGCAAGAGAAGUCCGCAAGGAAACUACGCAGAACACGGCGUUCGUGGUGACGGAGCCCGGGGAGGUGGCGCGGGCGAAGAAGAACGGGCUGGACUACCUCUUCCACCUCUACGAGCAGUGCCGCCUCUUCCUCCUCCAGGUCCAGUCCCUCGCCAAGGAGCACGGCCACAAGUGCCCCACCAAGGUGACAAACCAAGUGUUCCGGUACGCGAAAAAGGUCGGGGCGAGCUACAUCAACAAGCCAAAGAUGCGGCAUUACGUGCACUGCUACGCCCUCCACUGCCUUGACGAGGAGGCGUCGAACGCCCUGCGGAGAGCCUUCAAGGAGCGCGGGGAGAACGUCGGGGCGUGGCGGCAGGCCUGCUACAAUCCGCUGGUCGCCAUCUCCGCGCGCCACGGAUGGGACAUCGACGCCGUCUUCAACGCCCACCCCCGCCUCUCCAUUUGGUACGUCCCCACCAAGCUCCGCCAGCUCUGCCACCUCGCCCGCAGCAAUGCUGCUGCUGCAGCAUCAGGACUCCCGCCGCCGCCGGCGCUGUUCUAGAUGGUGUUCAAGGAGAUUUAGGGUUUCUCCUGGGGUUUGCUGGACUUGGAUUAGAUGUUAGGUCCUUUGUGUACUCCUCUGGAUCCAACAAUGAGAAAGCUUUAUGAUGUAUUACUUAACUGAAUGCAGAACCAGGAACUUGGUUUAAGUACUAUAUACACAAGCUUUGGUUAUUCUAGAUCUUGCUUUAGGGACAAGGAUGGUUACUACUUAAUCAAUUUGUCGACUCUCCGCUGAAAUUUGUAGGUAUGGGAUGUGGUGCAAAAGUUUCUCUAAAUUCAUAAAAACCUUAUUUAUGAAAUAAUCCCCACCAAAAGCCCCUUAUGCGCUGGCAAAAUCAAAACUACGUUGAAGAUGAUACUCCCUGGAUUAUAACAUUGGCAACACAUUGUCCAAAAAUAACUACCAACAAACAUGGUUCUCCUAAAUACAUUACAAGAAACAAGCAAGAAAAUCAUUGGAAAGAAAGGUGUAUCAUUGAAGACCAGAUCAAAGUGGAAGCAUCAAGAUCAUCAAAACCUACCCGUAAACACUGCCCUAAUUUUCUUCAGAAAGAAUUCUAGAGUUCGCAAAUUAAUCAGUGAUCUUGAAAUUCCCCUCAAAUGCUUGGAUUCUAUCAUAUAUCACAUCAAGCUCUCAACACCCCUUAAGUUACUUUUGAGGUUUGGGCAUCAAGAUAUGUGAUUCAAUGCAUUCAGAGCAUGUCAAUGUUGCAGAACUUACAACUAUGUAAUCAAUAUAUGAUAACACCGAGCUUAAAAUCAGACAUCAAACUACAUAGACAUCAACAGGUA